GCUACCUGGCUAUACAGGAUGUAAUCAAACGGCGGCGUAUUUAGUCAACAUUGGAUUUGCAUUUGACAAAAGAGUCUAGACAACAAAACAUAAACAAAACAAAGUAGUUAAUCUAUUAGAAAAAAUAAACAGAUUUAUAUCUAAGCCUGGAUAGGACUAGAUAUCUAGAUCUAAACUCUAAAUUAGAUCUUAAUUAAGUAUGAAUAAUCAUUUUCAAAUGUUUUUAAAAACCUGGACUUGAGACUGAGCUUAAAACAUGAAAAAGUCUACGACGGAAAUAAUUCGUGGACCAAGUUUAGGACUAAACAUUUCAACUUCAAGUCAUACUUUAAAAACCAACAAUUCUUUAAGUACUUUUGGUGAUGUGUCAAAGGCAUUUGAUCUUUUGUAUUUACAUGUCAGCCCAGUCCCGAAACCUUUUAUAGGAUACCACUCUUUGAAAAAUGUAGUUAGUAAAAAUUUACAAGUCAGUAAUAUUGACCUAACAACUGAAAGUAGCACUAAACCUUUCAAUAACAUAAACCAAUUAUUGCUCACUACAACUAGAUCUACACCUUACUUAUUGCCAAACACAGAAACUGUGAAUAGUUCUUUUGAAAGUAGUGGAACACAAAGCAGUUCAAGCCGUGGAAGUACAAGUGACAUCAUUCAGAUUAUUAAAGAGAAACAUGCACAGUUGAAAACUUCACACAACAGUGAAACUCUAUUCAACACUCAAAGUACAAUUAAAGACAAGAGAAAAGAGACCUUUCUAGAGGAGGAAUCUGUAGUGAAGGAUUCUCAUCAGAAUUUAAAGAAAACUACUAGUAACAAAGAAGCUUUGACAUGUUCGACAGAUGAUACCUUGAGUAAAGAUCAACACUUAAAGUCUGUCAUGAAAAAUCAGGAAGAUCAACGGUCAGUCCAGAUCGUCUUAGAAAAGUGUGAUUCUCAGCUCUCCAAAGGGGUUAACUGUUUGUCUGACAAAAUCAUUAGAACACACACAAAGCAAAGACAAUCUAGCUUACCUAAAACUAAGAAAGAAGAUGACUUCAAACUGAGUAGUAAAAUCAAUGAUGACAAUGUUUUAACUGACUGGAUCAUUAAGCCUGUCCCUGGAUGUAGAGGUGUAUGUGUUGAAGGCCAGAAAGUUGGUAUGCAGGACUAUUGGCACAGUACAGCCAUUGCUGAAGUGAGAAAACCUAAAGUUGUUGUGACUACGACUGGCUCUGUCUACAAGCUGAAAGGAAAGAUAAAUAAACUGUGUACCAUUGACAAUGGAUUUACACAAGAAAUAGCUGAGGCUUUUGCUGCUGGAUUUCCUAAGAAUUGGAGAGAACUAAUACAAGAAUAUUUCAUCAGCAUAGAAAAAAGUAUUUCCUUCCACGAAGAAGUCCCCAUCAAAAUGAAGAAGUUUGGUCGUAAAAGUUCACCACUUGCUGACAAGAAAACUAACAGUGAAGACAUCAUUGGAAAAACCAUAAUGACCAAACAUGGACUUAUUCAGCAACACAUCAAUGUCUCAGAUAUGGUGGUCACCAGGAGUGGUCGUGUCUCUCUUCCUCCUUUAGCCAAGUGGGUCGGUCAGUACUACGUGAAAGAUCCAAAGUCUAAUGCAAUAAAAGUGGGAUUUAAUACAAAAACAGCAGAGAAAUUCAUUAUGAGCCAGACGCAAAACAUUUUGAAAAUGCCUAAGUCUCAGCAGAAAAAAAUAUUUCAUAAAAGUUUAUCUAAUAGCCUAAACAGCCCAACAAGUCUCAGUCCUCAGAGUCAAGAAAACAUAAAUAGAACAUUUCCAGAUGCAACAGCUCAAGUCAGAACAAACAAAGAACUUAAACCACAAGAAAAAAGAUUAUCAUCAGACCAGCACAAACAAAACAGUCAGUCAGAGGAGCUACUUCUAAAAGAUGUCAGUCAAGUGCAGCAUGUAAAACCUGCUAAGAAAACAAAUAGAAAAGAGACGUCUGCAAAUGAAGAACAAAUGAAUUCAGAAAAGGAUGAUAAAGAAGUUCCUAAAAAGGGAAAAAGAGGGCGGAAAAAAAAAGUGAGCAUGCCAGAUAAUUCUUUAUCAAAGGAAAAUGUAGGAAUGGAAAAAUCUGGCAGGAUCCCCAAAGUAGCAACUACCAAAACAGUUUCCCCAGAUCUUAGUGACAAACACCAGGCUGUGAAAUCCAAGAAGCGUAAAUGUCCUAAUAGUACUGUUCAACAGGAUGUGGCCAGUAAAAAGGUCAGAGUUGAUGAUGAAAAGAAUGAUAAUGCCUGGUCUGAAAGUGAAACAAAAUUAUUUCACCAAGCUCUGCAAAAGAUCAGCAGUGAUGAGUCCUGUUACUGGAAUAAAGUGUCUGAGUUUGUUGGUACUAGGUCUGACUUGGAGUGCCAGGAGUUUCAUGCCAACUACUUGGAAACUUUGCCCAGAUCUAAAGGAAACCACACAAAGAAAAAGAAAGAACAGCAGCUCAAAGUUAAGAAGAGGCAGAAAGGGGAGCCAAUCAGAGGAGGUAAAGGUACAUUGAAGAGGAAAAAAGACUUGAGAGCUUUCCUGGAUGAGCAGAAUGAAGGCUAUGAGGAUGAUUUGUUUGAGAGUACACCCAUGGUGAAGAAAAUCACCAAAUCUUGUCUAAAUUUUGAUUUCAGUAAAAAUGAUUCUGAGUUAUUUGGACCUAAUCAUAAGUUCUUCACCCCUGUUGCUGGACGCAGUGGUCUAGACACCCCAGGCACUAGAAUAAGGGCAUCCAUAGCUUCUGUUAGGAAAGAGCCUAUGGAUUCUGUUGACCUCAUGGAGGAUACGCCAAUUUCUUCUAAGAGACAUAAAGCUGAUGUUGUCAUUAAAAAAAUCAAUGAUAGAAAAAAGAAAGUUGUACCUGUACCUGCUACUGAUAAGAUGGAAACCACUUCUACCGUAGAUUUGGAGUGGAGUGCCUUACCUGUCAAGUCUCUGUUUACACCUGAGGCUAAGCCCAGCAUCUCUAUUGAUAAGGAUGAUGAUGAUGAGGGGAAACAUCUUUAUUAUUGGGAUGAUGACGACUGAGACUUCCAGCUAUGAGACUGAUUAAAUAGUUCUGGGGACAUUUAUAUUUGACACAAACCCAGGAAAAUUAAGCACAUCUUUUUAUUGUAAUCAUAAUUUUUAUUAGUGUGUAUAUUUAUAGGACUUUUAAUCCAAAGCUGAAACAACUCUUUAAAAUAUCUUGAUUGGUUACCAUUUUAGUAUGUCAUGCUACAUCACUAUGCUGUGGUAGCUCUGCCAAUACAUGACACAACAUCGCUCAGGCAGAUUCUUAUUCAGAAUGAAA
This is a messenger RNA of Biomphalaria glabrata, 3272 nucleotides long. Its product is annotated as mis18-binding protein 1-like. The record is from RefSeq and is a predicted model, not a curated record. The coding region runs from base 257 to 3007 and encodes 916 amino acids. The transcript is spliced from 15 exons. Lineage: Eukaryota; Metazoa; Mollusca; Gastropoda; Planorbidae.